Molecule: messenger RNA, 2034 nt
Organism: Culex quinquefasciatus (southern house mosquito)
Lineage: Eukaryota; Metazoa; Arthropoda; Insecta; Diptera; Culicidae
Product: EF-hand domain-containing protein 1
Exons: 3
Coding region: 62-2014 (650 amino acids)
Biological process (GO): mitotic spindle organization; cilium-dependent cell motility; mitotic cytokinesis
Cellular component (GO): axoneme; mitotic spindle
Molecular function (GO): alpha-tubulin binding
Source: RefSeq, a predicted model, not a curated record
UUCCGAACCCGAUCCAGAACCUUCUUCUUCCAAAAAAUACUCAACUUAAAAAAAAAGUGCCAUGGAAGGCCUCCCGAAGCUGCCCGGGUUCGACUUUGCGAACCGGCUCCGCCAGAAACACCACGUGCCGCAGUCGUUCAAGUACACCAAGGGCUACCCGGUGCCGGAGAAGCCGAUCUGCGGCAUCGGGGGCGAGCUGCUCAACGAGGACUCGAUCUACUUUUGCACCGACCAAACGGACGAGGUGCUGUACGAUCCGAUUCUGACGUACGGACGCGUGCGGCACCUGCCGGUCAAGCCGUUCCGGCCGCACUUUGUGCUGUACGACCAGAAGACGCUCAAGUUUAGUGCGUUUUUUAGGCAGGGCGUUCCGGAGUCUCCGCGGGAGACUUUUCGGAUUCGGUACGUGAACAUUUUGUACUUUUUGGAGGAUAAUAGCAUGACGGUGCUGGAACCGACGGUGGAGAAUUGUGGGUACCCGCAGGGUCGGUUGGUGCGGCGGGGGAAGAUUGCGAAGAACUGUUUGGGGGAGUUGUACAGCUGGAAGGAUUUGAACAUUGGGAUUGAUUUGGAGAUUAACGGGUACGUGUUCCACAUUACGAAUUGUGACCCGUUUACGAAGGAGUUUCUGCUGAGCAAUGGGAUUGAGUUGAACGAGAUGGAGUUUGCGCCACCGGAUCCGGCCAUGAAUGAGCGGUCGAUUAGUGCGCGGCAGAGCUUCAAACACCACAAGAUGUAUCCGGUGGCGGAGGAUAAGCUGCGGAAGUAUCUGGAGUAUCAGGGGAAAGUGUUGCACUUCGACUGCCUCCUGGAUGAGGAGGAUCAACCGGGCGGGGAGAAGAUGACCUACAAGAUGUUCUACUUCCUGGAAGACGAUACAGUGUCGAUCAAGGAGUUGAAGGAGAACCAGGAAGGACGCGACUACUUUCCAAUGAUGCUGCGCAAGCAGAGAUUGCCCAAAAACUGGAAAGAUUUGCCGGUGACGUACCCGUCCAUCAGCAUGGAACUGUCCAGCGCCGAAACGUCCCAGUACUACUCGCCCCGUGACCUGCUCGUGGGCGGAACCAUUUUCGUGUUCGGACGCAAGUUUCUUCUCCUAGACUGCGAUCAAUUUACGCGCCGCUACUACGAACGCGUGCUCAAGAUCAUCCAACCGGACGCGGUCCGCGUCAAAUCCCCAGAACCACGCACCCCAAAGCCAACGCUGCCAAUCUACCUGGGCCUAGGAACGCCGGAAGACUCAAUCGCGUCCCACCACAGCCUGGUUCCGCGCAGUCCGCGCAAGGACGUGGUCACCUACCUGGUCAACAUGAACAAGCACCUGCGGUACGGUUGCGUCCUGGACAACGCACACCCGGAGGACACAAUCCGAAAGUUUGUGCUCAGUUUAUCGCUGGCCGAUGGCACAAUCACCAUCAUGGAGUCAACGAUUCGAAACUCCGGCAUCCGCGGCGGACGUUUCCUCUCCCCGACCAAGGUGUGGAAACCGGACUGCGACCCAAACGCCCCAGAAUACUACACGGCCAAGGACUUUUACAUCGGGGCCAUCAUCAUCGUGCACGCGCACCGCUUCCGCAUCGUAAGCUCGGAUUUGUACGUGUACCGCUACAUGCAAGCCCAUCCGGAGAUGUUUUCUACCACCGCGAUUGAAACCGUCCAAGCGUACCUCCUCGCCGAGGGCCACCUGAAGGAAGACCUUCGCCAAGCCAUCGCCGAGGACUGCAAACGCCACCCCCCGGAAGACGUCGUCGACUACGCGACCGAACCGCGCGGAAUCGGCGAAGUGGACAAACGACUGGAGAAUUUCACCCUGGAAGAUGCGAAGAAAGACGAGCAAAUCAUGGCAGCGGUCGCCGCUGCGCGGCACGACUGCCCCUCGCCGGUCAUUCCGGACGAGGAGAUCAAGAAGGGCUACCACUCGAACGAGCACGGCGAACUGGCCCUGCAGGGACAAAUCGAGGGCGACGAGGUGGUUCGGGUAGGCAAGUCGGUGCGCUUCGAUGACCAGUGCUAAGGCGGAGGUUACUUACCGGU